Messenger RNA from Myxocyprinus asiaticus (Chinese sucker), 752 nucleotides. RefSeq names its product RING-box protein 2. The transcript has 3 exons. Gene Ontology annotation, cellular component: Cul5-RING ubiquitin ligase complex; nucleus. Bases 15 to 371 code for a protein of 118 amino acids. Lineage: Eukaryota; Metazoa; Chordata; Actinopteri; Cypriniformes; Catostomidae. Gene Ontology annotation, biological process: protein ubiquitination; ubiquitin-dependent protein catabolic process. The record is from RefSeq and is a predicted model, not a curated record. Gene Ontology annotation, molecular function: zinc ion binding; cullin family protein binding; ubiquitin protein ligase activity.
CAGCCAUUUUGUUUAUGCGCCACCUCGCCAUGGCGGAGAUGGAAGACGGCGACGAGCCGGGUUUAGUGCACACACACAGCGGUUCGUCUGGAUCCAAAUCAGGGGGAGACAAGAUGUUCUCCCUGAAGAAGUGGAAUGCAGUGGCCAUGUGGAGCUGGGACGUGGAGUGUGACACCUGCGCUAUUUGUCGGGUUCAAGUAAUGGAUGCAUGUUUGAGAUGCCAGGCUGAAAACAAGCAAGAGGACUGCGUUGUGGUGUGGGGAGAGUGCAACCACUCCUUCCAUAACUGCUGCAUGUCCCUCUGGGUGAAGCAGAACAAUCGAUGCCCGCUGUGCCAACAGGACUGGGUGGUACAGAGGAUCGGCAAGUGAGAAUUUAAGCCUGGUAUCCACCCCUCCUCCAUCCACUUUGGCACUACUCCACUUAGGGAGGCAGAACUGAAUACAAGAACAUCGUUCCAGGAACUGAAUAUAAGAACAUUAUUCCAGCCACUGAAUGUGUUGCAACAUCUGUGUGCAUGCAUUUGACUGUCAGAGGGAAACAAUGGAUGUACACAGAAAUGCAGGUGACACAGGUUUUUUUAAAGAGCUUUACCCCUCUGUCACCUAAUACAGCAUUAACAAGAGGCAACCCGAAGAGUUCCAGGGAAACGGCAGAUUCACUUGGAUGUUUGUGGCAUCAUGUGUGAUGUAUCUGAAGACGUAAUAUGUAUGUUUGUAUGUGUGUGUUAGAAAUAAAAAUGAAAAUCUCAA